Alnus glutinosa is the source of this 2257-nucleotide messenger RNA. RefSeq names its product acidic leucine-rich nuclear phosphoprotein 32-related protein. The coding region runs from base 411 to 1838 and encodes 475 amino acids. Gene Ontology annotation, cellular component: nucleus. The record is from RefSeq and is a predicted model, not a curated record. NCBI's taxonomy places the organism in Eukaryota, Viridiplantae, Streptophyta, Magnoliopsida, Fagales, Betulaceae. The transcript is spliced from 2 exons. Gene Ontology annotation, molecular function: histone binding.
GAACCCUAGCCACGCACCCUGAGCCCCUUCUCUCGAGCUUUAUCACGACUCGCCUAUUCCAACCAAUAGGAGGGAGAGAGAGAGAGAGAGAGAGAGAGAGGGGUCUAUUUGUGCCUUUGAAGCAUUUCGAACUUGCAGAAGAGAGUCCGUACAUCUGAAAAAAAAAAGAAAGAAAUUUGGGGUUAAAAGUCGGUGAGAAAGGAUAGUUAUUGGGUCUUGAAAUCGAUUUUCAUAUCUACGGUUAAGAUUAGGGCUCGGGUUAGAGUUAGGGUUAGGGUUGUCUUACCAAAAAAUUUUGGUUUCUUCUAUGAAUAAGAAAUUUCUGGUUCGUUUUACAGGGAAAUUGGCUCCGAAAUUGUCUCUCCAUGCUCUGAAACGAUUCGUUUAGGGAGGUAUUGAGAAAUUGGUGUAUGAGAUAUAGGGUUUCGUAUUUGAUGGACGAGAUCUGGGAGCGAGCCGUGGAGACAGCGCUAGACGGUCAAACGGACCACGCCUCGGCUCGAACGCUAACCCUAGACGGCGCCGUAAAGUGCGUGCAAGGCCGGCUACCCCCUCCGAGCCUUCUAGAGAGGUUCCAGAACCUUCAGCACCUCUCUAUCGCUAACAUCGGCGUCUCGUCGCUCGAGCAGUUCCCUCGACUCCGGAACCUCCAGAAGCUCAUCCUCUCCGACAAUAGGAUCGCCGGCGGCCUCGAGUUCCUAGUCGAGGCGGGCCUCGACUCGCUCCGAGACCUCGACCUCUCCAACAAUAGGAUUCAGUACAUCGAGGAUCUCGCCCCGCUCGCCCAACUUAAGCUCGUCUCGCUGGAUCUCUACGAGUGCCCAGUGACUCGCGUCAAGGACUAUCGAUCUAGGGUUUUUGGAUUGAUCAAAUCGUUGAAGUAUUUGGAUAAGACGGACGCGGAGGAGAAUGAGCGGCCGGAGUCCGAUGACGAGGAGGAUGAGGAAGAGGAAGAGGAGGAUGAUCCCGGGAGUGGCGAAAUUGAUGGUGAGGAUCGGCCGUAUGGGAUGAACAACGGGCACAGCGAGGGGCCUGAAGGAGUUGUUGAUGUCGACGAGGAUGAGGACGAGGAGAGCAAUGCCGAUGAGGAGGAGACCGAAACGGCUAGGAUAGUGAACGGGCCAAAUCAUCAGUCCAACGGGUUUCGGGUUGAGCGUGUGGAGGGAGUGAAUGGUGAUGAGGAUUUAGACGCUGAUGAUGAUGAAGACAAUGAAUCGGGGGAGGAAAUUGAUGAGGAAGAGGGUGAAGAUGAUGAUGUGGUUGAGGUGCACGAGAUUGAGGACAGUGAUGAUGAGGAAGAUGGGGUUGAUUAUGAUGAGGAGGACGAGGACGACGAAGAGGAUGACGAGGAUGAAGAAGAGGAAGUGGACAAUGACGAGGGGGAUCUUGCAGAGCCGGAGAGUACAGGGCAAUUGGCGAGCACGGAGGGGGAGAUUGAUGGACACGAGCAGGGUGAGGAUGUUGGAGAUGAGGAGGAUAACGGUGAGACUGGGGAGGAAGAGCAGGGUGUUGAAGAAGAGGUAGAGUUUGAGGACGAAGAAGAGGGUGAGGAAGAGGAAGAAGACUGUGGUGCAGGCUACUUAGUUCAGCCAGUGGCACAGGCUGAAGAAGAUGAUGAUGGAGGUAGUGACAUCGAACCAGUAAAUGAAGAAGAUGAUGCUGAAGAGGAGGAAGAAGUUGAAGAUGAUGACGAGGUUCAAGUGCUGCCCCCACCCUCUUCUUCACACCUUAAGAGGAAAAGGGAUGAGGACGCCGACGCCGGCAAGGAUGACAAUGGUGAGGAUGAUGACGAGGAAAAUGACGGUGACUACAGCAAGUCAUCUAAGAAGCACCAUUAGCGCUCAGCUGUCAGAUCUCCUAUGUUAAUGUUAUGUUAAAUGUCUUUCAAAUAUGGAAACAGGUGAACCUCACAUUAGAUGAUAGUUUGGUUGGUAGUAGUAUGGUAGUGAUUUUGGCCAUCUUCUUGGACAAUUAGUGAUUUAGUUCAAAAAGUCGUUAGGCUCAUGUCCCCGCUAGCUAUUCUGAUAUAGCCGUUGCACCUUGUUUUUCAAAUGACAGUUAUGAGCGGUUCACCGCCCAUGAUCAGAAGGGGACUAGUAGGAGGUGACCAAAAAAAAAAAUUCCUGGAAUUUGUUUUUUUCUUUUGUUUUUCCAAGCAGUUUUCGGAAAAAAAAGGGGGGUUGUAAAACGCUUGUAGAUAGUUACUAUCUUUAUGUUUUAUUCAAUCAAGUGGAGUGGGCUUGAGCUUUUCCUGUCU